This is a messenger RNA of Larimichthys crocea (large yellow croaker), 4843 nucleotides long. It is a transcript of the gene znf609a, whose product is annotated as zinc finger protein 609a. The record is from RefSeq and is a predicted model, not a curated record. Gene Ontology annotation, cellular component: nucleus. Gene Ontology annotation, biological process: regulation of transcription by RNA polymerase II. The coding region runs from base 35 to 4054 and encodes 1339 amino acids. The transcript has 8 exons. Lineage: Eukaryota; Metazoa; Chordata; Actinopteri; Sciaenidae.
CCCUCCUGCGGCGCUCCGGGACGCUUCUACUAAGAUGUCCCUCAGCAGCGGCCCUGCAGGCGGGAAAGGUGUGGACUCCAACGCGGUGGACACGUAUGACAGCGGCGAUGAGUGGGAUAUCGGUGUUGGCAAUCUGAUCAUUGACCUGGACGCCGACCUGGAGAAGGACAAACUAGAGAUGUCGAGCAGUAAGGAGGGAGGAGGCAUGGCUGCUCCUCCCAGCGCUGUGGCUGUUUUACCUGACAAUAUAAAGUUUGUUAGCCCUGUAGCCGCUGCGCAGGGCAAAGAGAGCAAAUCCAAAUCCAAACGUAGUAAAAACUCUAAGGACAGCGUGAAGGCCCCGGUCUCAGACGGAGCUAAGAAGGAGGUUCAGGGUCGGACCCCUGGGGAUCCUCCACCCCAGAACCCAAACUCUGCCCCCGGUAAGGGAGCUGACAAGUCGAGUAAACCCUCCCGUACCCUCCCUGCUGUGAAAAAGGACAAAGACGGGGUGAAAACUAAGAAGGACAAAAUGGAGGGUGUGACCACGGGAGUGGUCAAUGCUGACAAAGAGUCCGUGGCCCCCAUCCUGCCAUUGGGGGCCCCUCGCAGCGGCCCAUUCGAGGGCCAGCAGAACCCUGAGUUGGCUGCAGCUGAGCAGCUCGGGAACAUGGGGCUGGACCCGGCGGGGAUCGGACAGCCCGUUGCCAUGACAAUGGACCAAGAGGAGGUGGACAACGGCGAAUGCCGAAACCUGAAGAAAGCGGUGGGUGUGAAGAUGGAGUCUCCGGUGUCCACACCCGCUCCUCCUCCCCUCCACCUCCUCGCUCCCGUUGGCAACAGCGACAUCUCAUCCCCCUGUGAGCAGAUCAUGGUUCGCACGCGCUCAGUAGCGGUGAACACGGCGGAUGCUGCGUUGGCGACCGAGCCGGAGUGUCUGGGACCAUGUGAGCCCGGAACCAGCGUCAACCUGGAGGGCAUCGUGUGGCAGGAGACCGAGGACGGUAUGCUGGUUGUUAACGUAACCUGGAGGAACAAGACGUACGUUGGGACUCUGCUGGACUGCACGAGACACGACUGGGCCCCACCGAGGUUCUGCGAGUCACCCACCAGUGACGUGGAGAUGCGGAGCGGUCGUGGUCGGGGGAAGAGGAUGCGCCCAAGCAGCAACACGCCGCUGAACGACAACAGCAACUCGUCGGACAACAAAGGCAGCGGCAGCAGCAAAACACGCGGCGCCGCCACCAACAGCAAAGGUCGGAGAGGCAGCCAGACGGCGGGCGGCGCAGAGGACGUCAAAGCCAGCCCGUCCUCCGCCAAGAGGAAGACCAAACCGGCCUCCGACAUGGAGCCCACGUCCAGCUCUGAGGACACCAAGGCUUCGAAGAGGAUGAGAACCAACUCCACCGGUGCCACGCUUCCCCUCCCCGGAGGGAAGCCGGACCACCUGCCCCCCCCACAGCUAGACCGGACCUGCCCCUCCCCUGUGCUCAUCGACUGUCCCCACCCCAACUGCAACAAGAAGUACAAGCACAUCAACGGGCUGAAGUACCACCAGGCCCGGGCCCACAACGACCACGACGUCCGGUUGGACCAAGACGUAGACAGUGAAUACGGAGAUGACCCUGCCCUCCACCCUGACCCCGCCUCCUGUAACGGUGCUGCCAUUUCCCCCGCCCGCUCCACCACGCCAAAAGGACGGGGGUUCGACGCCCCCUCCCCCUCCCCGGGGAAGCUCACAUCAAAGGGGAAGAAGAAGGCGGGGGAGGCGGAGCCUGAGGUGACGGACGGUGGUGAGGAGGGGGCGUGUCUGACAGACGAGGCCAGCAACGACGGCAUGGACGACAGGAAGGCCAAAAAGAUGGCUGCCGCCAGCGGGAAGCCUGAUAAACUGACCCAGAAAGGCUUGAAGCCGGCCCGACCUGUGGCGCCCGCUGCCCCCAGCGCCACCUCACCCUACGCCCUGCAGGCGUCCUCCCCCGCUCUGGGCUCGGUGGUACAGUCUGUCCCCAAGAGCCCCCAGCUGAAGAACAUCCAACCAAAACCACCGCCGCUGGCUGACCCUGCCUCCAGCCCCACCCUCUCCAAGGACAAGAAGAAGAAGGACAAGAAGAAGAGGGAGGGGGGAAAGGAGGGGGACAGCCCGAAGGCGAUGGCUAAGGGCGGGCGGGCGGAGGAGGGGCGGAGCCCGUACUCGGACGACGCUUUGCUCAAUGGCUCAUCGGAGGCUCACCAGAGCCGGCUGGCGAGCAUCAAGGCGGAAGCCGACAAGGUGUACAGCUUCUCGGACAAUGCGCCCAGCCCGUCCAUCGGCGUGGCGAGCAGGAUUGAGACGGGCCUCCCUGCGCCCCUCCACCUCAACCAGAACGGAGCUGACAACGCAUCCGUCAAAACCAGCAGCCCCGCCUACUCCGACAUCUCUGACGCCGGCGAGGACGGCGAGGGGAGGGCGGAGGUCAAGGUCAAGACGGAGCCUGACCAGGCGCCUCGUGAAGGUGCCAAAAAGGCUCUGUUCCCGCCGCAGCCCCCCAGCAAGGAGUCACCGUACUACCCCAACUACGACUCCUACUACUCCCCCAGCUACCCCAACCCAAGCCCGGGGGCAGUGCCAGCAGCGGCGCCUCUCGUGGAGGGCGCUCAGGUAAAGGUGAAGAAGGAGGAGGAGCAGCCGGAGGUGGGGGAGGAGAGCAAACUGAAGGUGGAGCCUCAGGAGGAGAGGAAGCCGGAGCCGGGGCCUCAGCAGCCAUCCGUCAUCCAGCAGCGCUCCAAUAUGUACACCCAGCCGCUCUACUACAACCAGUACUACGUCCCCCCCUACUCCUACUCCCCUGACCAGGCCUACCACGCCCACCUGCUCGCCUCCAACCCUGCCUACCGCCAGCAGUACGAGGAGCGGCAGCGGCAGGUCGACAAGAAGGCCGAGGGCAAAGAGCGGGAGCCCUGUGGGAAGGAGGAGUGGAAGCAGAAAGCCUUGGUACCGCCCACCCUGUCCCGAGCGCCCAGCCUCACCGACCUCGGCGCCAAGGGCGCGCUGAACCCGACCAAGCCCAAAGAGCCGCCGCCGGCUUCAGAACAGGCCAAGUCGGUCAUCAUGGCGAAGGGAGAGGACCCCAAGGUCCCCGCCGCCCAGCCGGAGGGUCUGAAGAUGAAGCUGAGCGAAGCAGGGCAUCAUGGGAAAGAAGAGGCCAAGUUGGGGGUGGAGUCAGGCAGGCCGGCAGGUGUAGAGGCCGCAAGUACUGCCGUGUGGUACAGACAGGAGCCGGACUCGCGCUUGUGGCCGUACGUCUACCACAACAAAUAUUCUGAAGCUCCCAAACCUCAGGAGGAGGAGCGCUGGAAGGACGAGCGGGAGAGGGAGCGCGACAGGAAAGGGAAGGAGGAGAGGCAGCGGUCAAAGGAGAGCCUCCAGAAAGAGGAGGCGAAGGAAGGGGCCGAGGGCCGGACUCAGCUGCCACUAGAGGAGCACCGGGGGGGAGGGAAGGAGUCCCGUCCCCCCCACAUGCAGUUCUCCUCCCCCCUGGCCCAGCACCAGGGCUACAUGCCCUACAUGCACGGACCUUACGCCUACAGCCACGGCUACGAGCCCAGCCACCCCGGAUACAGAGGCAUGCCCUCUGUCAUGAUGCAGAACUACCCAGGCCCGUACCUGCCGCCUGGUUACUCGUACCCGUCGUACGGCGGGAAGGUGUCGUCAGGGGAGGAGGGCGAGAAGCCGUCCAGGUCCAGUCCCACGGUGAAGCCGCCUGGCGAGGCCAAAGCUCUGGACCUGCUGCAGCAGCACGCCAGCCAGUACAAGAGCAAAUCCCCGUCCAUCCAGGACAACAAGAACCCCCACGACCGGGAGAGAGACCGGGACCGGGAGAGAGACCGGGACAGGGACCGAGACCGGGACAGGGAGGGCGACCGGCCGCGGUCCUCGCCGUCCCAACGCAUCCUGCCUUCCCAUCAUCACAUGGGGUACCCGCUGCUGUCGGGACAGUACGACCUGUCCUAUGCCUCAGGCCUCUCCUCCUCAGCCAUCGUCGCCAGUCAGCAGGCGUCCGCCCCGUCCAUGUACCCGCCCGCACGGAGGUGAGACCGGCACACCUGAUUGGCUGACCUCAACCCCGCCCGGAGUCAUGUGACCGGAUCACAUGAGGGAGCGUUUCUGUUUCGACAUCAGUUCAAUGGUGUUUGUGUACGUUUGAUUUCUCUGCCUGGACGCCCAGCCAGCUGCUCCGCCCCCUGCAGAGACUUCACGAGGCCUGAGGCCUGACCUGGUCCUGACCCGGUCCUGACCCGGUCCUGCUGGUUCCAGACGGCACCGCGGUGCUCAGGUGGGUUCUGGCUCACAGACUGAGGACAGAGAGGACCUGGACUGCCGGUCUUUGGAGGAGCAGCUGUUGUUUUGGAGGUCGGGCGGCGGGCGGGUGGGUUGGGUCGGACGGUCCUCUGACCCCGCCCAGACUUUGUCCUCCACAGUGACCUCUGACCUCUGAGGGGACGUCGUCACACUUUGACCUGGAAGUUAAAAAAUACUGUGGACGGAGGAGGACGGACCAAUCAGAGGGCAGCGCUAGGACUGAUCAGACUCCUCCUCCUCAGUGUGUAGUUGUACUGUACUGUGUGUGUGUGUGUGUGUGUGUGUGUGUAAAUACUGUACAGAGGAAUAAUUUUAAAGAGCCUGUUGGAUUGUUUCUACUCUUGUUUUGUCUGCUAGCCUCUGCCUCUGUUUUUCUACUGUUGUUCUCUGAUAUUAAACCUGUAGCUGGUGGAACUGUGCCGAGCUCAGAGUCGUCAUUUCUUCACCUGAACGUUACCUGAACGUUACCUGAACGUUGCGCAACGUUCCAAAGAAAACAAUUAAAGUCUCCAUGAAGUCAAA